This is a messenger RNA of Abrus precatorius (Indian licorice), 1101 nucleotides long. RefSeq lists its product as uncharacterized. The record is from RefSeq and is a predicted model, not a curated record. The transcript has a single exon. The coding region runs from base 117 to 797 and encodes 226 amino acids. NCBI's taxonomy places the organism in Eukaryota, Viridiplantae, Streptophyta, Magnoliopsida, Fabales, Fabaceae.
CACAAACAGAGAGAAAGAACUUCACCAGAAGAACGAAGGGAAGAAGAAAAAGCAUAGGAAAGUUACUUUUUUUUUUUCUGGGGAAAACAUAGAGAAAGAGCUCAGUGUGAAAGAAAAUGGCGUUGUACCUUGACGAAGAAGAGGUUUGGAAGUGUCCCAAACAUCCAUCAAAGCGACGAAGAAGUGGAAUUUGCCCAAUCUGCCUCCGUGACCGUCUCGUUACUCUUUGCCCUGACUGUGCUAACGUGCGCCCCUGUUCCUGUUAUGCCACCAGCUCCUCCUCCUCGUCUUCCUCCUCGUCCUCCUUCUCUCGAUUCUCCGUCGCCGGCGACGGCGUCGGCUCGGUCGGCCGCGUCUACACCCUUAUCGAGCGGGAGCCAGAGCUCCGGCGCUCGCGCUCCAUGGCGAUUCCGUUUCUCCGGUCGCGGUCGCGGUUCUCCGGCGCCGAAAGGGAUUUGGAUCGCGACAGCGCGAGGGAUUCGCCGGCGUUGAACGGGAGCAGGUCGGCGAGGUCUUUCUGGUCAAUGUUCAAGCCGCAAAGGAGCAAUAGAGGCGGCGCGCCGGAGCAGGAGUGGGAGGCGAAAAAGGUGUUGGCGGAGGAACGCGACGGGGAUGUGAAUAGAAAGCCGGUGAUGACGAGGUCCAAGUCGGUGGCGGUGAAGGCAGUUUCCGGCGAUGGAGAAUUGAGACCGCGAACGAAGGGAAGGGGUUGGUUCUUCCCGAGCCCAAUGAAGGCUUUCCGGCAAUCGAAGGUGUCCAAAGUGGUUCAGGAACGAUCUCCUUUGUAUAGAGGUUGAAAUUUUGUAGAUUAAAAAAUAAUAAUAAUAAUAAUUAUAAUUAUAAUAACAACAAUACUUUAUAUUAACCCCCAAAAUAUUAAAAUUUUAUUUCGUUUUAGUACGCUCUUGAUUAUAAAUGCUAGUGUUAUCAUUAUAUCAUAUGUUUCAAGGUUUGGCUGGAAAUGUUGAAUUUGCGCUACAAAUACGAACAGUGACGGAAAUUGUAUUAUUAAUUGUUAAUUAACUUGUAGUCUUAAUGUAUAUCUCAUGCGAUUUGUGAAUGUUCAUCGGAGAUUAUGCACUCUGUUGUAACCUUUUGAAG